CCGUUAUGCGUUGCAUUGGUGUCGUUGCUCUCUCUCUGUGUUCCUAAAAUUACUCUCUCCCUCCCCCUUUCUCUCUCUUCUCUAUCUGUUUCUGUUUCUGUUUCUGGAAGAAAUUGCUGUAUUGAGAAGUUGGUCCUCUCUGUAUCUCGUUUGUUUGUUAAUAUAUACACGAUGUUGUCUUCCAAAAUGGGUUGGGGAUUCUGUUUGUUGCAAUUUCACAUUAUUUGACUGCGAAAGUGCUCUUGUAUUAAAUAAACUUCCUGUGUUUAUUAUUAUUAUCAUCAUCAUUAUUAAAUAGAGAAAUAGAGGAAGAGACAAACCUAGAGAACAGGUUUGAGGGAACUUUGCAUUUGAAUGGUGAAGCUUUACGACAACAACAUUCGUUGGAGGUGGAUUCUUUGGUUAUGAAAGUCCGUCGUCCCCUCCUUGUUCUCCAAAACCCCGACAGAUUUGAUUGAUUGAUUCUUGGAUUGCCAUGGCGUCUCUUGUUGCACGAACGGGCAGACUCCGCCAGCGUUAUGACAACAAUCUUAGGCUUGUUUCUGGGUGUAUUCCUUACCGGGUGACAAAAGGUGAUGAAGAUCAUAACAUUGAUCUUGAGAAUGAAAUAGAAGUUCUCAUGAUUUCUUCACCAAAUCGUGAUGACCUGGUGUUUCCAAAGGGUGGAUGGGAGGAUGAUGAAACUCUUGAAGAAGCUGCAUGUCGUGAAGCAUUAGAAGAAGCAGGAGUGAAAGGAAUUCUUAAAGGAAAACCACUAGGAGUUUGGGAGUUUCGGAGCAAGAGCAGUCAAGAAAUAUGCAGGCUGCAGGAAGGAGGCUGCAAAGGUUAUAUGUUUGCAUUGGAGGUGACGGAGGAGCUUGAGGACUGGCCGGAGCAGGGAAACCGGGAUAGAAAAUGGUUGUCCAUCAAAGAGUCAUUCAAACUGUGCCGGUACGAGUGGAUGCGUAGUGCCCUGAAGGAGUUUGUGAGAAUAAUGGCUGAAGAUGAUGGGACACAUGAGAUGCGAGAAGAGGAGGUAGUGGAGCCAUGUCGUCCUGUUCCAGUUUCAGAUUGUCAAAUUUUGGCAACAAAUUAUUGUUAUUUAAUGCAUUCUGGAGGUGCCCAAAACCAUAAUAACAUUAUUAGCACUACUACUAAUACUACUAGUAGUACGAGGAGGACUAGGAGUACAUCAUUGAUCUGGCAUGAUGGUAGCAAGUACUCAUCCAUCCCAGGACUGUUGGAAUCAUGUCAACUUGUCUGCAUAAAAGCGGGGGUAAGGUUGUCUGCAUAUUAUCACUCUUAGACCCUAUGUAGAGCAGCCAAGUCUGCGAAUACACCUUGUAAGAGUGGAUAUGGAUAUCUUUUCUUUUCCUUUUUAUUUGGGAUUAUAUUAUACAUAUGAUGAUGUAUUAUGCUUCCUAAUUAAUCCUGGCAUAUUCUGUGAUAGGGUUGCCAUUAAUUUUAGUUUCAGGUUGUUGUUCUUGCAACUGGUCUUUAAUUUUAUGUAGUGCAAAUAAAUAGGGUCUUGUAUUAUUAAUCAAUGCUUUCGUUCCAC
Molecule: messenger RNA, 1537 nt
Organism: Camellia sinensis
Lineage: Eukaryota; Viridiplantae; Streptophyta; Magnoliopsida; Ericales; Theaceae
Product: nudix hydrolase 13, mitochondrial
Cellular component (GO): cytoplasm; nucleus
Molecular function (GO): pyrophosphatase activity
Source: RefSeq, a predicted model, not a curated record